AUGAAUGUUGUUGGGAAAGUAGGUAGUUUAAUUUCGCAAGGUGUGUACUCAGUUGCAACCCCUUUUCAUCCUUUUGGAGGGGCUGUUGAUGUGAUUGUGGUUCAACAGCAAGAUGGGACAUUUCGAAGUACCCCAUGGUAUGUUCGAUUUGGUAAAUUUCAGGGCGUUCUUAAGGGAGCUGAGAAGAUUGUCCGCAUAAAUGUCAAUGGCGUUGAAGCAAAUUUUCACAUGUAUCUUGAUAAUUCCGGUGAAGCUUAUUUCAUAAAAGAGGUUGAGCCUGGUAAAGGAAGUGAGGCAGAUGGGGUGAUACAGGAUUCUGAUAGCAUGGCACUGUCAAAUGAAGAUGUGAGUGUUGGUUUUAGUGAUGUUGUUGAUAAUAAUGCUGUUGGAAUUUCUAGGCUUGAGCAUAGUGUUUCUGACUCUAGGGUGAUUCAGUUGCAAGAGGAAGAUGAUUCGUCAAGUGCAGCCCGACUUCAAAGGGCGGAAUCUGAUGCUGACCGGAGGUAUUAUGAUUUUCAAGACGAGCAACCCUCUUUGGAUGAUUCAGUCGAGUUAUCAGAGUAUGGUUCUAAUAGAUAUGAUGGUUUAGAUGGCGAGCAUCCUGCAGUUUCACAAGUUUCAGAUUCAGAAGUGAUCUUGGUGAGUGUGGAUGGUCAUGUUCUGACAGCCCCUGUAUUGGAAUCAGAACAGGAUACUGAGAAUGUGCAAUUAUGCACCCCUCAGUUCCAUCUAGGCCCAGGCGAUGACACUGAGGAGUUUAAUUCAGGUGAUGAUGCAUGGGCUGCUAAUUACAUUAGUAAGCUGAAUGCAUCUGCAUCAAACGUUGCAUCUGAUAAUGCUUACAUUGUAAGUAAUGAUGAUAAUAUUUGCCAACUGGAAGUUUGUGAAGGUCAUGAGGAACAUUUAUGUCAAGAUCAAGAAAUUCAGGACAUUUCUAGAUCAGAAGGAGAUCUUCGGGUGCAAAGUGAUUCAGAUACAUCUGUUAGGAUAAAUAGGGAAGAAAUUUUCAAAAGCUGCUUGGCGUUACCGGAAUUGGCUGAACAGGUUGGAAUUGCUGAUGCCGAGGAAAUGGAUUCUUCACUUGAGAUGCAAAAAGAUUCACAUGAGGAGUCUCAUCAUAGCCCUCCAGCAGCUGAUCAAACCACCAAUGGGGAUCUUGUUGAAUUCACAGAUAAUGGAUGUAAUUCUGUUUCUGGUGGACUUCAUGAGUCAACUACUUUGCCGGUAGGAUUUGAUGCAACAGAGAAAAAUCAUUUGAAGACAGAGCAUAUAGGUGCUGACAGCACAUGUGUUUCUGUUAGCAAUGGUAACCUUUCAGGUGAGAAGGGUGAAGAGUCUCAUCACAUAUCCACAGUGUGUGAAGGGUUGGAUAGACCUGUUCCGGAAGAUGAGUCCAGUAAAAGCAAGACUGUGGAACCGCAAAGAGCAGUCUCCAUUGAAGAGAUGCAGACUUGUUCAAUCACUGGGUUUGAGAUCUCCCUCUGUGGGAAGGAACUCCAUGCAGGUAUGGGCUUGGAUGCUGCUGCUGUAGUGUUUGUAGCACAUCGAGUGUCUGCUGAGGAAUUUAAAAAUUCUGCAACAUCAAUUAUCAAGAAUGAAAACUUAAUAGUCAGAUAUGGAGAGAAGUACUUCACGUGGGAAAAGGCUGCUCCUAUUGUGCUUGGAAUUGCUGCAUUUGGUUUAGAUUUACCUGCUGAGCCCAAAGAUGCAAUUCCUGUGGAACUGGAUGAUACAAUUGAGCAAAGGGAUGAUAAUGCUGGGGUUACCUCAGCAUCAUCUAGCCGCAGAUGGAGGCUUUGGCCUAUUCCAUUUAGAAGGGUCAAGACAAGCAGUAAUGCAUCCAGUGAAGAAUUAUUUGUUGAUUCUGAAUCUGGAGUGCAAAACUCAAAUGUUGAAUCAACUUCAGCAUCCCGUGGUGGUUCUGAGUCUCCUCACAAGCAGUUUGUAAGGACAAAUGUUCCAACUAGUGAGCAGAUAGCAUCGUUGAAUCUGAAAGAUGGUCAAAAUAUGAUAACAUUCAGUUUCUCUACAAGGGUUCUGGGUACACAACAGGUCGAUUGUCAUAUCUACUUGUGGAAGUGGAACACAAGAAUUGUAAUUUCAGAUGUGGAUGGAACAAUUACCAAGUCUGAUGUUUUGGGUCAGUUCAUGCCCUUGGUUGGAAAGGAUUGGACACAAUCUGGAGUAGCUAAACUUUUUUGUGCCAUUAAGGAGAAUGGAUAUCAGCUAUUGUUUUUGAGUGCACGAGCAAUUGUUCAGGCAUAUCUAACCAGAAGCUUUCUUUUCAACCUAAAGCAGGAUGGAAAAACGUUACCAAAUGGACCUGUUGUUAUUUCACCUGAUGGAUUGUUUCCCUCAUUAUACCGUGAAGUCAUAAGAAGAGCUCCUCACGAGUUCAAGAUUGCAUGCUUAGAGGAUAUUCAAAGACUAUUUCCUUCUGAUUACAAUCCAUUCUAUGCGGGCUUUGGAAAUAGAGAUACCGAUGAGCUUAGUUACAGGAAAAUUGGAAUCCCGAAGGGAAAAAUAUUUAUUAUAAACCCAAAGGGUGAGGUGGCCAUUAGUCAUCGCAUUGAUGUGAAAUCCUACACAUCUUUGCACACGCUGGUCAAUGAUAUGUUCCCUCCUACGUCGUUAUCAGAGCAGGAAGAUUACAACUCAUGGAACUUUUGGAAGUUGCCAUUGCCAGAGAUCGAGUUUUACACUGGUGUACGAUUUCUGUCGCCCCAUUUUGUGGCUUUUGAGUUGCAGUCAGAAAUGCUUAUGGCUUCUGGCGUUACUUGGGGGACAAGGAAUUUGCAAAGUUUUAGACUAACUGUAAAAAGAUUAGAGGAAGUAUCUGUGUCAUGUAGAGGUGAAGAGAGAGUACAGUUGUUGAGAAGGUGGCUUGUUGCUCUUAAAGAAACUGAGAGAGAAAGGUUGUUUUCUUCAGGGAAUUUCAACAACAGCAAGUCUAUUGAGUACGAAAAUGCUGUCCUCUCUGAUGAUUCCUUCAAGGAUUCUCCUAAAAAACCUACUGUUGUUUAUUAUGUGGACCCUGAUCUCGGGACAAUGAAUUUUCGUCAUGUUUUUCUUUAUAGUCAAGCUCUUGAAGGGAUUAUAUUGUCCAUGAUUCUUGAAGCACCAAAUGAGGAAGAAGUUUCAUUGCUUUUGGAGAUAUUCGGGCUGUGUCUUGCAGGAGGGAGGGAGGUUCAAAAGGCAGUGAUGAACAGCAUACAGGAUUUGGCAACAGCAUUCUCCAGCUACGAGGAUGAAGUUUUGGUAAAACGAGAGGAACUGCUCCAAUAUGCUCAAGGUGCAAUUUCAGGGCUGAAAAUAAAUGCUGAUAUUACAAGAAUAGAUGAUGAGGCCCACAGCCUAACGGAGAAACUUGAGAAAUUGAGGGUUUUCAGUCAGCCUUCUGAGGAAGCUAGUGAAAAAUCCUCUGAAGAAACAACUGUUUUCACAAUGGAGGCUCUAGAAGAAAUACUUGGACAAAUUCAACUAUGUUCCUCGUUGGAGGCACUAUUACUAAAAAAGAAAUCUUUGAGAAAUGGGGAUUCUUCAGAAUUGCAUGCUGAGAAGGCGGUGUGGAAGGAGGAUUUCACUAUCUUGUAUGAACUAGGCCUUUUUUUGAGGGGAAUGCACAACAGAUGUCACUCUGCUGAGUUGGGUGUCUUGGGUCCCAAAUUUAUAGAAAGUGUUCCUCACAACAGUGAUCACAAGAGGAAAUCUCAGAAAGAAGAUGCGCUCAACUUUCGUGUGGCUAAAGGCGCUGAAAUUGGUCAGCUUGAGAAGGAAUUGGCAGUGGAGAUUAGAGAACUUGAAAAGAAAAAGGAUGAACUUGAAGCUGAAUUGAAAAAGGUCAAUACCUCAUUGAAUUCGGCUCGGGCACGUAUUCACAAUGCCAGGGAAGAGCGAGAAAAUUUUGAUGAAGCCAGCAACCAGAUUCUGAUACACCUGAAAGCCAAGGAAGAUGAGUUAGCAAAGUCGAUUGCGUCAUGUCGGGCAGAAGCAGAUGUUGUUAAUUCAUGGAUUAAUUUUCUGGAUGCUACAUGGGUUCUUCAGACUACAGACAUGGAGCAGAAGGAGAAGCAGGUCAACAUAAGUGCCGUGGAGGCUAUGAAAAAGCAGUCCAAUACCAACUAUGAAGGUGUUUACAGGAAAAGCGAUGAAAGGGUCAAAGAGCUAUUUAAUGCUAUUGAAAAAAUAAAAGAGGAAUUUCAAUCCAUCCAGAGACCAGUUUUGGAAGUUGAGAAUCCGACACAACAAUCACACUCACAUUCCAGUGAUAGCCCCCGCGAUGACCCAUCCUCCUCUUCCAAACAUACCUUUGAGACUCCAGAAAACAAAGAAGACAGCGAAAAUGGAUCACCCCCUAUUAAUAGAGGAAAUGCACCAGUCACACAGGCAGACCCGGAAAAGCUACGGUCAGAACUUGGGAAGGAUGAGGAAGGAUGCACAACAGAGGACAUUGGAGAGUGA
Molecule: messenger RNA, 4461 nt
Organism: Dovyalis caffra
Lineage: Eukaryota; Viridiplantae; Streptophyta; Magnoliopsida; Malpighiales; Salicaceae
Source: the annotation of a GenBank genome assembly